UUAAAUAAGUAAUUUUUGUGUUUUCAAGAAAAUCCAAAAGUUUAUGAUUUACUGAACAUUAAUUGAUUUUAUAAACCCAAUAAUGUACUGAACGUGGAUUUGACUUCAUCAGACGUCCGCUGUAGUACAAAAAAUCAUAGGUGGGAGUCAGGGAAAGUAUCGUUCAGCACCAGAGGUGAUGGCGAAAACCGGGAACCAACCACGCCUCUUGACUGCGGUCAUGGAGGCCAUAGCUAACCUUAAGGAAGGAAGAGGCUCAACCCAAAAGCGAAUAAUCGACCAGGUGCAAUGUCUCCUCAGCGCCAACAAGAUGACGUUCAGAAACCCAGUGGUACACAUCAAAAAAGCCCUGAGGCACGGCGUUCAUACGGGUCUCAUUAAACAGAAAGGAGGCAAAUUCAGAUUGGGCUUGGACUCAAAGGACUAUGCCAUAUUCAAGAAUUUUCAAAAGUUAAAGAAGAGAGAACAUCCCGUAAGGGAACAUAAAAGAGGUAAAAGGCGCCGCAAGAGAAGUAAGCGUAGGAGGAAGAGAAGGAGGAGCAGCGCCGAUGAGGAUGCUACUGCAAGCGGAUCUGCUUCUGACAGUAUCUCUGGAACUCCUGAGCCGUCUGAUAGAGGAAGGAGAAGGAGGAAGAAGAAGAGGAGGAGGAGAGGAAGGAAACGAACAGAAGAAAGAGAAUGGAGUAACGGACAUGGUAGCAGCGAACCUAAAGAAGUGAGUCCAAGUAGCUCCAACGAACAGUCAAAAUCUGAGAGAGACAGAGAUAAAGAUCGAGAUAGGGAAAGAAGCAGAGACAGAGACAAGAAUAAAGAAGAAGAACAUUACGAUGGUAAUAAAUAUUGAUACGUACUUCUAAAUCUUUGUUCUUUUCAAAUAACCGUAUUUGGUCAUGUAAUUCAAGUCAAACCAUUUUUGUUAAAUCAAGA
Anoplophora glabripennis (Asian longhorned beetle) is the source of this 927-nucleotide messenger RNA. RefSeq names its product splicing regulatory glutamine/lysine-rich protein 1-like. Gene Ontology annotation, biological process: nucleosome assembly. The record is from RefSeq and is a predicted model, not a curated record. Gene Ontology annotation, molecular function: DNA binding. The coding region runs from base 179 to 844 and encodes 221 amino acids. The transcript is spliced from 3 exons. Lineage: Eukaryota; Metazoa; Arthropoda; Insecta; Coleoptera; Cerambycidae. Gene Ontology annotation, cellular component: nucleosome.